AUGGAAGGUAAAGGUGAGCUGAGCAGUGAGGAGGCACCUGAGAUGAUCAAAACCACAAGAAAAGUCUUCAGCAAAACCCAGGGAUUCAGAAGAACAACUGUUGCUAAGCAAGAAGGUGUGGGAGACAUGGAGGCAGGCUCGCUGGGGCAGCAGCCCCCACGGCAGCACAGCCUGGCCCUGGGACACAGUGGGAGGCGGCCACAGCACACCGAGCGGGUAAAGGAAUUCCUUACAGCAGCUCAGCACCAAGGAAGACAGAAUGUUCCUGUCUCCCUUGCGGAUUCCAGUGAGCCAAUGUCUUGUCCAGUCCCAGAUGUUGAAACUGCCUUGGAAGGGAGCGUAGGAACUACCUCUGAGAUGAAAAGUGGCCCCCACUCUGGUUGCUUGAGUGUACAGGAGCGACCUGCCUCUUCUGGAAAGGCCACAGGAAGCAAGGAGAAGGAGGACACCUCCAACAAUGACAGUGAUGGCCUGACUUUGAAGGAGCUUCAGAAUCACCUUUGGAGAAAGCGAGAGCAAGAGCCACCUGAGCGGCCCCUGAAAGGCAUCAAGAAUCACCGGAGAAAGAAGCAUCGGGAGGAGAAUCCCACAGAAACUGUGCAUGUCGAGGCAGGCACUACUGUCGAGAAUGCUCUGCCCAGCAAGCAAGAGCCAGAGACUGUCCAGAGGGUUGUGUGCCAGGCAGUGACCGAUGACCAAGAGAGUCAGCUGGAGAGGACAGCAGCUCAGCAAUUUAAAGGUGAAGAGAGCAGGGACUUGGGCAAGCCUAAGCCUGAAUGUGAGCUGCACGACCCCAACACCCUGGACCACAAGUGUCUCCAGCCUCGUAACAACAGGUUUAUGAGUGGCCGUGACCGAUGUGAAGAACGGUUUUGUGGCGAUUUUGGGGGUGCUUCUCAGGCUCGAGGAAUGCUUUUGGAAAGGAACAGGGAAGAUUAUAUCUGCCCAAAGUGCACCGUUCUGAAAGUGCAGGAUGAGACUAAGGCAGAAACCACAGAUCAUCGGGAAACUAAAUUUAGACCUGGAGAUGCUGAUGACACAGAUUUUAGAAGUACAGGAACAGUGGAGCAAAAAUCUAGUAAAGACCAAAAGAUAAAGAGGAGAGUUGAGAAAGCUGCACAUCCAAGCAGAAAGAAAAAACUCAAGCUUUGCCAGCCU
Molecule: messenger RNA, 1158 nt
Organism: Galeopterus variegatus (Sunda flying lemur)
Lineage: Eukaryota; Metazoa; Chordata; Mammalia; Dermoptera; Cynocephalidae
Product: death-inducer obliterator 1-like
Exons: 2
Source: RefSeq, a predicted model, not a curated record